Messenger RNA from Hermetia illucens (black soldier fly), 3906 nucleotides. It is a transcript of the gene conv, whose product is annotated as protein artichoke. NCBI's taxonomy places the organism in Eukaryota, Metazoa, Arthropoda, Insecta, Diptera, Stratiomyidae. Gene Ontology annotation, molecular function: protein binding. The record is from RefSeq and is a predicted model, not a curated record. Bases 489 to 3818 code for a protein of 1109 amino acids. The transcript has 16 exons.
UCCACGGAGAAAGGUUGUUGUACAUACGAACAAAAAACUAAACUGUCUCUGGCCAUAACUUAUGAAUAUCACUCCCAAUAAUCUGCAGACCUUUCAGUGAGGAGUAGUAAAGAAGCGGUAGAACUUCCUUAUUGGGAGCUGAAACGCGUAGGAUUCGAGAUGAGUCUUCGGUCAUUCACGGCCAGGCCUCAGUCAUUUCUUCGUCUGACCAAAAUCAACUUUGGUGGUUUUUAAGUUGGAAGUGCAGUGUUUUCCCGAGCUUUUUGUUGUCUUUUGUAAAUUUUUCUCAACGUUGCCGAAAUAACCAGAAUUUAGAUACUUCUUAUUCUGGUCGAGUUGCAAUGAGUCAGUUAGUGUACAUAGUGUCGAAAAGUUAGUUUUGUGUGUGAUUUCUUGCCUAUGCACGCCUAACUGGAAAGGUAAAUGACACUCUAAGAUUCAUUUCAUAUUCUUGUAAAACAUGAUUACAACACCAGACAGUUUUCAACAUGAUUUUCAACACAAUAUCUAUCGGACUAGUCAUAGCUUUAAUUCAACAAUUCUGCGUGGGGAUUUAUAUCCCGCCUGGGCCAAGAUACAGGUGUCCUGUUAAAUCUCAGACAAUAUAUCCAUGCAUCUGCUUGAAAGGAUCCGAUAAAGGUCUGUACGUGCGCUGCGAGAAUACUAAUUUGGCAAGCUUGUCUAUUGCUUUGGAAAAUAUCGCUAGCCUGGGAGCUCCUGUUGAGAAUGUGACAAUCUACAAAAGUCAUAUUGAGCGCCUUUAUGGCACACUCUUUUUCAAAGUCAAAGCAAGGACUCUUUACAUAGACGAAACACCGAUAAAAUCCAUAGAUGAACACACCUUUCAUGGGAUCAACAGAACGCUGCAAGAGCUGCAUAUAGUUAAUUCGCAGCUUCUUGAAUUUCCGGGUCUGGCCUUUAAGAUUUUAGGUAAUUUGACAGUAUUAAAUAUUGAUGGUCAUCGCAUCCAGAAAAUAGAAAAAGAUAUUUUGGCGGACAGUCUUCUGGUGCAACGUCUUGAAAAGCUGCACUUUACAAAUGGACCACUCGAUGAUUUGCCUGUUGAAAGUUUUCAGGCUUUGCGGAAGUUGAAAACGUUGGAUUUGCAUGGAAACGCCUUGGUUACGUUGAAAAGGAACCAGUUCAAAAAUCUUCGAGAUGUGGAAGUGUUGGACAUUAGCCAUAAUAACAUUACAAAACUGGAGGCACAGCACAUUGCUGAUUUGACGAAACUAAGUUGGUGCAAUGUAUCCCAUAACGCCCUCACUGAAUUAUCAAGGGGAACCUUUGCCCGUAAUUCGGUCCUCAAAGUAUUGAACAUGGGACAUAACAAAAUUAAAAGAUUAGAUGCGAAUAGCUUCCGUGGAAUGAGAUUUUUAAGGCGACUAUAUUUAAAUGAUAAUGAAAUUACGGAUGUUGGACGUGGGACUUUUGGUUCUGUGACACGGAUCGGAACUAUUGAUCUUGCCAGAAAUUUACUGAAAAAAGUUGACUAUCAGAUGUUUUUCCAAUUGAACUAUGUGGAGAUAAUUGAUGUGUCUCAAAAUAAUAUUACUGAAAUUCAGAAGCAAGCAUUCAAGGACUUGUUCUUAACGAAAAUUAAUAUUUCACAUAAUCGAGUAGAGAAAAUUGCAAACUUUGCCUUCGAAAAUUGUGCUAAUAUUACAUUGUUGGAUUUGUCGUACAAUGAGAUUAGGAAAUUGGAAAGGGACGUAUUUGACUCAACGACCUAUGCCACAGAGCUGCAGUUUUCGUUCAACUAUUUCACUGAUAUGUCCCAAAUUCCUCUGCACAAUAUGACUGGCCUAAAAAUACUCAACGUCUCCCAUAACAUGAUAGAAGCAAUUCCCAAAAAUACCUUCCCAAAACUCUACGAGCUGCACACUAUCGACGUUUCCCAUAACAAUCUCACAACUAUCGCGAAUGCUAUUUUCCAAAACUUAUUUUCCCUCCGCCAACUGAAUUUAAGUCAUAAUUUGCUGGAGGAAAUCAAGUCCUCAACAUUUGGUACUCUGCCGACCCUAUUCGAGCUAGAUUUGAGCAAUAAUCGACUGAAAUCGAUUGUCAGAGGAGCCAUGGCGAAACUUACGAGCCUGCGAUAUAUGACUCUGCGGAACAAUAUGCUGGAGAAACUUUUCCAAAUUCCGAUAUCCUUGCUUCGCCUCGAUUUGAGUAAUAAUUGGUUGCAAGAGAUUCCUGAUAAAACUUGGCCUCGAAUGAAUUCACUUCUUUCCUUGGAUUUGAGCGGGAAUAGGUUGGCGAAUAACUUGAGAGGUGGAAGUUUUUCGGGACUUUUGGUUCUGCAAAGUUUAAAGUUGAACGCCAAUGGGAUUAUGAACGUUCCGUUGGAGAGUCUUACGGAUAUAUCGACGCUACAGUAUAUUUAUUUAGAGAACAAUAAUAUAACGAAAUUAGCCAAGUCUGCUUUUGGGAACCUACCUAGUGUAUUUGAAGUGAACUUGUAUAACAACAAUAUUAAUAACAUCAGUGUGCGAGCCUUUGAUGGUCUCCUGCAGUUAUUGACACUAAACUUAUCAGCAAAUGCCUUGAAGACAAUACCAAAUGGAGCAUUUACUGGAAUGGUGUCCUUGAAAAAGUUGGAUUUAUCUCACAAUUUGCUCGAAAAGUUAGAUAACAAGACGCAUGGUGUGCUGGAUGAUUGUUUGAGUUUGGAAAUGGUGAGCCUCAGCCACAACAAGAUUAGUUUCGUGACUAGGAAGACAUUCCCAUCUACACCCUAUAUCCCGUUCAAGUUGAAGGAAAUUGAUUUGAGUUAUAACGCUAUGCCUGUUCUAACUUAUGAUCUUACGUUCGGCACGAAGAAGGUUGAGAAACUGAAUGUGUCUCAUAAUUACAUUAACGAUAUUAGAAGAGGCGUCCUGGGCAACCUUACUGCGCUCCGAGUAUUGGACUUAUCCGGAAAUGACUUAACAGACUUAACAAUUGAAAAGGACGUUUUCCAUUUACCUGAAAACAUAUCGGAAAUUUAUUUUCAAAAUAACAGAAUCGUGAAACUACCAUACAAAGAAUUAGUGAAGCCGGCGAAUAUCACCAGGGUUGACCUUCGUGGUAAUCAAAUUGAAAAAUUCCCUAUGGAAUUAACAGAGAAAGUGAAAGAAAGGAAAGAGGUCCUGUUUGAAGGAAAUCCGUUGGACUGCACGUGUGAAAUACGCCCAAUCAAACACUUUUUGCAGACUUUGACGCUGCCACCCCCUGAGUUUGCUAAUUUGGAAUGCUUCACUCCCGUUCAUAUUUCGGGACAAUUAUUGACUCAGGUUCCAGAUGAUCAACUUCACUGCGUGACAGGGGUGAAUGCAACUGGACCUGUUGGAGAGGAUUAUGAUAUUUUGCCUGAUUUGCGGUUUAGAGAGAUUACUUAUCAUAAAGGAAAGCUCUCCCUACGUUGGUACGUUACAACCACAUCAGAUGUGGCUGAUUUUUAUGUUAAUAUCCGCGACAAGAGAAAUGCUAUCUAUUUUGAUCAACAUUUAUCCUACACAACACGCCGCGCGGAAAUUGAGGGUAUUCAUAUUCAGAGUGCCAUAUUGAAAUCGGAUUUCGUGCAAGCUUGCGUGUUGGCAAAAAAUAGUGUGGGAGUGAUUGGACGAUGGUUUGAAUCUCAAUGUAUCCGGAUUCCUGAGGACUUCCAUAGUGUGAUUAGUAAAUAUGACGAAGAUUAUAAUGCUGUCUACACGAUUAUGGCUCCGGUGAAGCAUCAGUCUUCGUACCUUGCCAGCGGUUCAACGAGGGAACAAAUGGCCGGGAUUGUGAUUGCAUUUGGAUUAUUUUUAAGUUUGCAUAGAUCACUAUUUGCUUGAAUUAAUAUUUUGUAUAUUGCUAUGUUAUUUUUGAUGAUUUUUGUUUGAAAUAAAACAUUUAAUAUUAAGAAGAAUGAUUAGAAUAUAC